Messenger RNA from Sceloporus undulatus (fence lizard), 3179 nucleotides. It is a transcript of the gene TFPI, whose product is annotated as tissue factor pathway inhibitor. The transcript is spliced from 11 exons. The record is from RefSeq and is a predicted model, not a curated record. Gene Ontology annotation, cellular component: extracellular region. Gene Ontology annotation, molecular function: serine-type endopeptidase inhibitor activity. Bases 512 to 1705 code for a protein of 397 amino acids. Gene Ontology annotation, biological process: negative regulation of peptidase activity. Lineage: Eukaryota; Metazoa; Chordata; Lepidosauria; Squamata; Phrynosomatidae.
UCACGGAAUCCAACAACAGGCAACCCAAGUCUGAACAUGCUGUCAUGCAAUGUUUAGCAUGGGACUAAAGAUCUGUUUUAUAUUAACUCUUUGAGACACAAAUUGGUAAAGAGGGAGUCAGACAGUGUCUGUGAAUGCAGCAGAGACUAGUCAGACGUCCUUUGUUCAUCCUGCUUCUCAUAUGUGAGAGAUCUGCUAUUAUACUAGAAUGCUUGUAGGGAUCUUCUAAACACAGGAAGGGUCACUGUGCUUUCAACAGGAAACAGCUGACCCUUUGGAAUCCUGGAGUCACUCCGGAGCAAGAAGGGGAAAACCUCAGAGCUGAAUAACCACAUCAGGCUCUUGCAGUUCUACCAACAGCUCAAGCGGGAGGAUCAGAUUAUCUCUGCUUCUUGCUUUUUGGCCCCAAGGCCCUACUUCUGGAACUGGAAGGCGAAGAAGUAAACAGAACACUCCUUCAGGAAUUAUCUCAUUCCUUUUUGGAAAGCAGUUUAGCCCUGCAAACUGAAAUAUGAGGAGAAUAAGAAUAGAUGUGUUACUGGCUGCCAAUUUAUAUCUUCUGGCCAGUGUUGUUCCUUCUCAUACAACUGAAAUAUCAGAGGAUGGGGAAGAAUAUGAAGAUGAUGUAGGUGUUUUGGACUUCAGCUCCCAGAAGCCUCAGUCAUCUUGGCCAAUGGUGUGGUCUGAAGUGGGGCAGGAACAGAGGGUUCUGGAGCUUCCCGGAAUAUCCAGAGCAACGGGUCUUGUUUUGACCCCACUGAAACUUGCCACAUCAAUCUGUGCCAUGAAAGCUGAUCACGGUCCAUGCAAAGCAUUACACGACCGGUAUCAUUUCAACAUUAAGACUCGUCAAUGUGAACUCUUUAACUAUGGUGGAUGUCAAGGCAAUGAAAACAACUUCCUAACUCUACAAGAAUGCCAGGAAAAGUGUAUUGUACCAGUUGCAGAUUUGCCAGAGAAGAAAAAAAGAUCAAGAUUUAAGAAAGAAAAGCCUUCUUAUUGUCUUCUGGAGAAUGACCCAGGAAUCUGCCGUGGACUAAUUACUAGAUAUUUCUACAACCAAGAAUCACAAAUUUGUGAACAAUUUCUUUAUGGUGGUUGUCUGGGAAACCAAAACAACUUUCGGUCUUUGGAAGAAUGCCAAGAUACCUGCCAAGAUAUUAACCCUUUAUUUAAUUCAUUGCAAACAGAGGACAACAGCAGGGUGUUUACCACAGCAGACUACAGCACACCAAUAGAUCGGCAUAUCUCUCCAGACAAUUCAUUGCAGACAGAGGAUGCCAGUGUGCCCUUUAGGGCAGUGGACAACAGCACUCCAGCUGUCCAACAAGUGCCUUUGGUGCCUUCAGCCAAUACUUUGCAAGCACAAGAUGACACCAUGCUCCUUAGAGUAAUAAGCAAUAGCACUCCAGUUGUUAAGCAAGAGCAAGACCGUCUUCCUUCCCUCUGUAUCAUGCGUAUGGACAGAGGUCUUUGCAGAGCCCAAGAAAAAAGAUUCUUCUACAAUUACACUAUUGGAAAGUGCCGUCCAUUCAGCUACACUGGAUGUGGUGGGAAUGAAAAUAACUUUACCACUAGAAAGUCUUGCUUGCAGAUGUGUAAGAAAGGUUUCAUUCAAGGACAAAAAGGCAUCAUGAAAAUCCGUCGGAAAAGAAAGAAACGAGUGAAGCUGGUUGAUGACCACUUCGUCACUGAACAGAUAUAGCUUCAAUUCCUUUAUUAAAUUAGUCUGAUAAUUUCCUAUUUUGUAACAUUGAUAUCAACAUUGUUUGUAUUAUCUGCCUUAUUUAACAACAACAACAACUUAUUUAACUGUUGUUGCCUUAUUUAACAGUUUCCGUACACAUUACUUAUCCAUAUGUUAUACUGCUUUUUUGUGCCCUCUUUGUCAUUAUAAAUUUUAUAGAAAGCCCACACAGAGCUAUUUACUGUUAAACUGAUAUUCUGAUCCUAUUCCAUCUUAGGCCCAAAACAGAAGAGCCAAUUAAAGUGACUUUUGGCUGCACUAGGAGUGUGGCGUUUAGAUGACGCAUGCCCCCAAAGUGGUCAGAAGCUGCACUGGGGGAAUACUGAGGCAAAAGCCAGCCUUUUCAGGAGCAGGUUAAAUCCACUCCAGCCAGCAGCAGCCCAUUUGGAACCACAGCAGCAGCUCACUUUGAGAGUUCAGUUCAGUUAACUGUGAAUGAAAUUAUAUUAUAGGGAUUCAAUGCUUUGCUACAUUUCUCCUUAAAGGAAGAAAUUAGUAAUUUUGGCAAUUUUCUACCUACUGUGAGAAAAUCAUACAGUUUUUGACGUAUUGUUGACUUAUUCUGUGAAAAGUUCAGACAUGAUUGUUUAAUACAGGAAACAACUUUUUCUGUGCAUAAAAUAACGCUUUAAUGCACAAAUCUGUUUUCUGCAUGAAAAAGGCUAUCUCUUGGGCAGAAAAGACUAUUUUCUGCAAAUUAGUCACAUGGAAAAUUUGCACAGAAUCAUUUAUGAACUAUGAGGAGCCAUUCUCAACACAUGAAAAAAAACAUUUUUGACAGUUUUUAAAAAAUUCUAAUGUUCUUUCCAUCCCUGCUAUAUCCCUGCUAUAUUAUUAGUUUAUAUGUGGAUGGAAGAAAGCAAAUGGAUAAGAAUGGAAAACUGGGAAGAGCAGGAGCGCAUUACUACCUUGGACAUUAUUAAAACAAUAUUAGAUGAGAACCGUUCCAAUAGUUUACCUCCACGGGAUUGUUCUGCUGCCUCCUGUAGUCCUUUGUGCAGCCUCCAAAAAAUGCUGCAGGAGGUGGAAAACCCUCUGCAACAGGUUUUGGUGACACAGAAGUCUGCAACAAGAAAAGAAAGGGAAGAAAAUCCUAAUUCUGCUUGGAUAAAGAAAUACACCACUGGAUUGUGACCAGCAUCAAAGCUUGGAUCUACAGUUGCACCUGUAAUUCUCCACCCUAUUCAAAAUUCCUCCACCAGUUCAGGAGUUUCGAGAGAGGGAACACUGAUAAACACAACUUAACAGUAACAACCAAGUGAAAUCAAAGGCAUCAAAGAACAUUCUUCAUACAAGGAAAAGAUUGUGUGUUGUGUUAUUGUUUAGGCCAAAAAAAGAGAGAGACUUAAUAAUGAAGAGGAUCUGGCAGAGGUUUCCUAAAGUAUGGAUUAUAAAAUUAUACUACUUAUACUUUUAUAAAAUUGUGAAAAUA